Molecule: messenger RNA, 1329 nt
Organism: Botrytis byssoidea
Lineage: Eukaryota; Fungi; Ascomycota; Leotiomycetes; Helotiales; Sclerotiniaceae
Exons: 2
Coding region: 1-1329 (442 amino acids)
Source: RefSeq, a predicted model, not a curated record
AUGGCUUUCACCCAAUUAACACCUGUGAAGGAGUUCUAUCAAGAGCCUACCCUUCACCAGAUUCUUUCCCAGUCUCACUUUGUCGGUCUCAGAGGAUUUCUAGUUAUCCAAUCUUUUCUUUGGACAUUCUUGAAUACCCUCGUUCCCACGGCCGUCACCGGUGCCCCCAAUUCCGAUGGCCCUGUUUAUCAGGAGAUGCUCCGAAAGGUAGUCUCCGUUGUCUUCUGGAAUGAGUCUUUGAUCUAUUCAGCAUUCAUUCUCAUCUCCGCGCGCACAAUCUGCACACCAUUCCUUAACAAGCCCUCGCACGAUUUCGUCGCAUCGUCAUCGUUCCGCCGAGGCUUACGUCUUUGGUUUCCUGCUGCCUUCUCCCUCGCAAUCAUAUACAUCGUUUUCACUUGCAUUGGAACAUCCUAUAUCGAUGAGUUCAAAACCGCAACAAACAAUACCACCAUCGAUACUCCCUACAUGAUCCCAAAUGCUCUUGCAUACUUCAACUCGGUUUUCAUUCUGUUCUGGACGAAUAAAAAAUUUGACCUCCAAGCAGCGAACUAUGCUUUUCCCUCGCAAACUCUUUGGGUCAUCUCCGUCCUCUUCCAACAGAGCUAUACUGUUUACAUGACGAUGGUCAUUAUUCCCUAUGUCCGAAAGUCAUGGAGAGUCAAGGCUUUCAUUGGGUUCAUUGCUACCGCAUGGUGGGUUGAUAGCUGGGCUUGGUAUUCAAUUACUGGUCUCUUAUUGGCUGAUAUGAGUAUCAAUAUGAAUUUCCAAAUGCGUGCCCAGGCGGGAAUUCCGCUGGGAACUUGGAGAGGCAGAAAGUGGAGAAUGCCCGUCUGGCCAUUGUAUACCAUUCUUACCUUGGCCGGUUUGAUCAUGAUGUACAUUUGGGCCGCAUGGAGACCCCAAGAUGUUUACAAGGAGGUCAGAAUCCAUACCGGCGAGUAUUCGACUGGUGGAUUGAACGAUGUGGUAAUGGAACCCGGUACACCAAUGGCAAGAGAUGAUAAUUAUCUAUUCUUGCUUGGAACCUUCCUGAUCUUGGAGACCUGGAGUUUCCCACAAGCGGUGUUCCGCAAUCAAUUCCUCAUAUAUUUGGGUAAAAGAUCCCUCAGUUGGUUUCUUGUCCAAAGCAUCAUCAUUUACUCCGUAGGCAUCAAACUCUUCACCCAUCUCACAGAAACAAGAAACGCAUCAUUUGAAGCAGCAGCCACAGCUUGUUUCUUUGUAUGCUUGUUGACGGUCAUUCCAAGCGCGGAAAUAUUCUAUCGACUGAUAGACUUCCCUUCUCAAGCAUUUGCUAGAGUCACUUUUAAGUGGAUUAGAAAGUAG